Molecule: messenger RNA, 2220 nt
Organism: Suhomyces tanzawaensis NRRL Y-17324
Lineage: Eukaryota; Fungi; Ascomycota; Pichiomycetes; Serinales; Debaryomycetaceae
Gene: DUR3
Product: Dur3p
Exons: 2
Coding region: 1-2220 (739 amino acids)
Biological process (GO): putrescine transport; urea transmembrane transport; spermidine transport
Cellular component (GO): plasma membrane
Molecular function (GO): spermidine transmembrane transporter activity; putrescine transmembrane transporter activity; urea transmembrane transporter activity
Source: RefSeq, a predicted model, not a curated record
AUGUCUUCUGCUGCACAAUAUGUACCUUUACCCCAGAGCGCCGGCUACGCCGUAGUGGUUGGCUUGGGAGCAGUGUUUGCUUUUGGUAUGAUGCUUACAACUUACGUGUUAAGGAGAUAUAACAGAGAAAUCAUGACUGCCGAAGAAUUCGCUACCGCAGGAAGAUCAGUCAAAACAGGUUUAAUCAGUGCUGCUGUGGUGUCUUCAUGGACAUGGGCUGCGACGUUGUUGACGUCCACCACUCAGGUGUAUAAUAACGGUGUCUCAGGUGCAUACUAUUAUGCUGCUGGUGCGUGCUGUCAAAUUAUUUUAUUUUCAUGCUUGGCCAUUAAAGGUAAGGAAAGAGCACCGGCUGCUCACUCAUACCUCGAAAUCGUGAAGGCAAGAUACGGCAAGCAGACUCACUCCGUUUAUGUUUUCUGGGGGUUCUGCACCAACAUUCUUGUCACCAGUAUGCUUUUGACCGGUGGUUCUGCAGUGGUGCAUGAUUUGACAGGUAUGAACACAGUUGCAGCAUGUCUUCUCUUGCCAUUAGGAGUGGUUGUGUAUACUCUUUUCGGGGGUAUUAAGGCCACUUUCUUGACUGAUUACGUUCACACUGUGGUUAUUGUCAUUAUCAUCCUUGUGUUUGCCUUCAGUGCUUUCGCAACCUCUGACAGAUUGGGAUCUCCAGAGGUAGUUUGGGAUAUCAUCACGAAAUUGGCAGACACCAAGCCAAGAGAAGGUAACGCAGGUGGCUCUUACUUGACCAUGCACUCAAGAUCCGGUGGUAUUUUCUUCGUUAUCAACCUUGUGGGUAACUUCGGAACCGUGUUCUUGGACAAUGGUUAUUUCAACAAGGCCUUUGCAGCAGACCCAGCUGCUGCCAUGCCUGGUUACGUCUUGGGUGGAUUGGCAUGGUUCGCCAUUCCAAUGCUUACUGCCACCACCAUGGGUUUGACUGCAUUGGCUUUGGAGAACACCUCCUACUGGCCCACAUACCCAUUGAAGAUGAGCUCUGCUGAAGUCAAUGCUGGAUUGGUCUUGCCAAAUGCUGCUGUCGCCUUGUUGGGUAAGGGUGGUGCAGCUUGCUCUUUGUUGUUGGUUUUCAUGGCUGUCACCUCUGCUAUGUCUGCCGAAUUGAUCGCUGUUUCAACUAUUUUCACCUACGAUAUCUUCAGAACAUACAUUGAUCCAAAAGCCAGUGGUAAGAAGUUGAUGAUUAUGUCCCACUGUUCCGUUAUUGUCUACGCAUAUGUUAUGGCCGGUUUCGCUAUCGGAUUGUACUACGCUGGUGUCUCGAUGGGAUACUUGUAUGAAAUGAUGGGUGUCAUUAUUGGAGGUGCUGUCUUGCCUUCUGCUUUGACUUUGUUAUCCAAGAGACAAAGUGUUCAGGCUGCAACUUGGACUCCACCAAUUGCCACUGGUUUGGCAAUUAUGUCCUGGUUGAUCUGUACCAAGAAGAAGUUUGGAACAGUUAACGUGGACACCACUUUUGAAGAUGACGCCAUGUUGACUGGUAAUGUUGUUGCCUUAUUGUCUCCAUUGAUCAUUAUCCCUAUCUUGACUUUCUCAUUCAAGCCACAAAUCUUUGACUGGGAACUCUUGAAGACCCGUAUCACUCGUGUCGAUGAAGAUGAAGAAAUCCUUGAUGCUACUGGCAAUGAGUUUGGAUUCCACCAAGAUGAAGAAGCAUCUGAAACUAAUGAAAAGAUUCAUCCAGUGAAAUCUCAGAUUUCUAUGAUUGCUAGUGAUUUAGCUGAGUUACACAAGGAUAGACUCGACGAGGAGACUAAGAUGCUUGCCCGGUCUUUCAAGAUUGUGGUCGCAGUGUGUGUUGUCCUUACACUUUGUCUCAUUAUUCUCUGGCCUAUGCCAAUGUACGGUACCUCCUACAUCUUUUCCAAGAAGUUUUUCACCGGAUGGAUUGUUGUGUUGUUCAUUUGGAUCUUCUUCACAUUGUUCAUGGUUGUGAUAUACCCUGUCUGGGAGGGAAGAGAAGGUUUGAGAGACACUUUCAGAGGAAUUUACUGGGAUUUGUCGGGCCAAUCCCAUAAACUUAGAGAAUGGCAGAAUGCCAACCCUGAGAGAAUGCAUGCUGUGAGAUCCCAGGUGGGUGCACAAUUAUUGGCAGCUUCUCAAUCGAAAGCCCAAGUUCUUGAAGGAAAAACCCUUAAUGAUGGAUAUACCAGUCCCGCCGGGGAGAUUUCAAGAGAUUUGGCAGAUGUCAAAGAAAAGUAA